Messenger RNA from Amaranthus tricolor (Joseph's coat), 1402 nucleotides. RefSeq lists its product as uncharacterized. The coding region runs from base 96 to 1034 and encodes 312 amino acids. The record is from RefSeq and is a predicted model, not a curated record. Lineage: Eukaryota; Viridiplantae; Streptophyta; Magnoliopsida; Caryophyllales; Amaranthaceae. Gene Ontology annotation, molecular function: holo-[acyl-carrier-protein] synthase activity; magnesium ion binding. Gene Ontology annotation, cellular component: cytosol. The transcript is spliced from 8 exons.
UGUCAUUUGACAUUCUCAUUUGCCAACGAUCCCCGAUCAAUUUUUGCCUCUCAAGAAAAAAAUGAAUGGUUUUCCAUAGCAAGUAAGAAUUUCAAAUGAAUGUACGCUGCUUCAACAGGCAAUUUCCCCUGUCUUACCCACCUCUGCGUCCUCUCACACCUCCUGCUCGUGGGGAAACCCAUUUAUGGUAUGUGAGUCCAAAUGAAGUUGAUAGUUCUUCACUAUUGAAUCAGUAUACACAACUUCUUUCCCCUUCCGAGAAACAAAGUGUACUUAGCUUUAAAGAAGAUGGGUUGAGGAAGAAAGCCCUUUUAGCUCGUGCUCUGGUUCGCACUAUCCUUGCUAGAUAUCACCCAAAUUCUUAUGUUGAUCCAAGAUCUUUGAAGUUUAAGAGAAAUUCAUAUGGGAAACCAGAGGUCGAUUGGCAAGAUGCACCAGAUAGGAGUUGGCCACCAUUACAUUUCAAUUUAUCACAUACUUCUUCCAUGAUUGCCUGUGGAAUUACAACCUAUUCUCCCAUUGGAAUUGAUGUGGAGAACAAGAAUAGGACAUUAAAGAAUGAAAUCAUCCCAUUUGCUCGUCGCUUCUUUUCUUUGAAUGAAGUUGAAUACUUGGCUCGUAUACUAGACCCUGAAAUGCAGCGUCAGGAAUUUAUUAAGAUGUGGACGCUUAAGGAAGCAUAUGUAAAAGCAUUAGGAACGGGCUUUUCGGCUACUCCCUUCAACACCUUCGAGAUUCACUUUCAAGCUUCUUCAGAAACUAUGUCAAAUACUUUAGAGAUUGUUGAUCUAAAGGAAUCUGAAAUCGCUGUUGAAUCAACCCAGUUCCCAAAUGGGCAAUGGCAGCUUGCCCUUCUCGAGUUGGCUGAUACUCAUUAUGCUGCCAUUUGUACAAAAAAUGACAGCUCUAUUGAAGAAAAUGUAUCUUCGUUGGGUUUGAGAGUGUGGAAAACAAUUCCUCUUCUGGAAGAUGUGUACAUGUCUGGGACUGAUUCAGUUGUCACAGUUUGUGGGUUUGUCAAGCAGCUCACAUAGUUCUGCUGCGCUGCCGCAUUGGAUGGAACUCGUAUUGACAUGGUUUUCGUGGAUGGAAAGGAAAUAAAUUCAUUACCGAGCAUUUAUGUAUGAUGAUGAUAGAUUUGAACUAAAUCUAGUUCAUGAACAAGAGAAGUCGAAUCGACUUAUUAGUUCAUAGGAGAUUAUUGAUCAGAGGGUGUUAAGGAGCCCAAAAGCUAGUUUCUUGAUGUUUAUUCCAUCAUUUUAGUCGUAUUUUCUAUGUUUGUAAGCUCGUAACAGUUGGAAUUAAUGGUCAAUCAGAAACAAUCUCUUUAGUCUUUAUUAUUUCUAACAGAUGUAUAACAAAGAUAAGAUUGCGUAUAUGUGAUCCCAAUCUCUUUAGUCUU